Anopheles nili is the source of this 2336-nucleotide messenger RNA. RefSeq lists its product as uncharacterized. Bases 388 to 2313 code for a protein of 641 amino acids. Gene Ontology annotation, molecular function: DNA binding; protein binding. The transcript has a single exon. Lineage: Eukaryota; Metazoa; Arthropoda; Insecta; Diptera; Culicidae. Gene Ontology annotation, biological process: regulation of transcription by RNA polymerase II. The record is from RefSeq and is a predicted model, not a curated record. Gene Ontology annotation, cellular component: nucleus.
UGUGUGGACUUAUACUGUUCCGAUGGGUAUUUGUUGAUCAUAGAAGAAAUGGUGUAUUUAUCUUCUGCUUUUGCGAAGUGGGAUGUAGCCUUCUAUAUUGAAUACCCCUAGGAGCCACUUCAAGUAUAUUCAAAGUCAUAUGCCCUAUGGUGUGUUGUAGUACUGGUUCCUUGGUCUUAAACCAAUGAGGUGUAAUCAACAAAAAUAAAUUCACACUGACAUAAGACGAAGAAAUUGGUUUGUUAACAAACAUUCAACAUUAUUGGAUCUACGAACAGUUGGCAAGGCCGCGGAAACCAACCUAUUUUUUUUCAAAUGGAUACACUAAUUCUUACUAUACAAAGAUAAAUUUAUUUUGCUUAUUCAAGUGAACUGGAAAUAUCUGGAAUGGCUCUUGGAAUUAAGUCGGGAAUAUCCAGUAUAAAAUGGAUUGACUUUCAGGAGCAUAUGCUGAGUAUCUAUCAUCGAAUCUUCGAAUGCCACCAGCAUGCCGACUGCCGACUGAUCGUAGCAGAUGGUGAACUGCAUGCCAACCGGUUGGUACUGUCCAUGGCAUCGGCUUUCUUCGACACUAUUUUCUCCUCCAUAAUGUGUGAGCAUGUUGCUGGAACCGAUCCCUUGACAGUGUUGAUACCGGACAUUACGUUGUCAGCUAUGCGGCUGAUAUUGGUCUUCAUUCACACCGGUGAAGUGAAUCUUCGGCUCCAUGAUUUGGCUUCAUUCAUGGAGGGUUGUAGUUUACUCCAGGUACGUGGGAUUCUGUUUUCCGGUGACCGAGUAGGGGGAAUUUACGUGGGCAAAUUCCCAGCAUCUACCAGCGCGUUCGUGGACGAAGUAUCAGAACGAGUCGUCGGCGUUGAAGUUGCUGCAUCCGAAUCAACAGCGGUUCUUGUGGAGAAUGAAAGCCACGCAGGGGCUGAGGAAGAAAACUCUUUAACUGGACAGCUCACCGACGAUGGCAGAUUCAUAGCGGAUGGUAAUAAACACGGUAUCAGUGUAAUGGAUGCGACUGCUGCGGAAGAAACUGACGAUAAUGAAUAUUACGACGUGAUGGAAGAGGUAAUGGCGAAUGCAGAAUCGUUACCUUGUUCAAGUGGCGCAGAAAGUAUUCCCGUUCCAGUAACAGCUGAUGAUGGCUGUAAGCCGACCGCGACGAGACAAAGAAGUCAAGAUCUCGCAGAGUAUGAUACGCAUCUAAAACAAUCCUGCGAAGCGGUGAAUGCAGGAGAACCGUUAACCUUUACAAAUCCUGCAGAAAGUAUUCCAGUGCCACUAACCACUGAUGAUCUUUCUAAGCGGACCCAAUCGCAACAGAAGAAAGGUUUGGAUCUCACAGAGUACGAUAUGCGCUUAAAUCAAGCUAGCGAAGCGGUGCUCAGCGAAGGUAUAAGCUACCGCCUGGCAUCGCUCCAGUACAACGUCGCCAAAAGUGUUUUAUGGCGAAAUACAAGGAAAUUAUCCCAUGCGGAGAAAUGCUCGGUACAUGAUGAACUAAUGACCAAGCCGGUGUCACCGGUGGCAACGACGGAAUGCGAUGUAAUCGGACCACCUGAGGUAUGCCACGGCGAUAUCGCACCGUUUGAAACGCAAACGACACAAGACCUCGGCAGUUACGCGACCAGACUGAGUGCAGCUAUCGAUGCAGUUCUCAACCAGGGUGUAAGUUACCGGAUUGCGUCUCUCCGUUACAGCAUCGCCAAGACCGUCCUAUGGCGGAAGACGAUGAAAAUGCCGCGUACAUUAUCGCAAAUGUCCCAGAAAGUAGGCAGCGCUCGGCGAGAGGCUAUCGAUGCGAUCAAAUCCGGUGAAAAACUGCUGAAUGUGAGCCGCCGUUUCGAGAUUCCUCUGUCGACACUCCAUCGGGAUAAGAUACGGCUGUACAGCAGUGGCGUGCUGCCGACAAAAGUGACACUGAAGCAACGUGAUAAAGGCGAACAGUUCAAACAACGACUAAUCGAAGCGUCACAAGAGUGCGUUGCGGGCAGAAUGUCGCUUUCAGAGGCGGCCCGGGUGUAUAGCCUACCGAAAACAUCUAUCUGGCGAAAAGUUCGAUCACAGCAAGCCGAUGGUGGAGGCUGUGACGUGACAGCGGGACGUGUAAAGCGAAAAAAGAAAAAUCCAGACGAUAUUAAAGCUCAGCAUCGUGAUGUUGUAAUCGGAGCAGGCGAAACCGUCUGGAGGGCGAACGAAUCGAUGGAGGCCGACUCAGGGUACGUUCCUGUUUCGAAUAUGGAUGUUUCAACGGCAGAUUUGGCGGAUAUGAAGAUUGUUCAUAUCUAUGACCAUCACGGGCUUAGUGAUAGUCUCCAAUAAAACGUCGUAAUUCGUCAAAGCUC